Molecule: messenger RNA, 3204 nt
Organism: Exophiala xenobiotica
Lineage: Eukaryota; Fungi; Ascomycota; Eurotiomycetes; Chaetothyriales; Herpotrichiellaceae
Product: ATP-dependent protease La
Exons: 2
Coding region: 211-3003 (930 amino acids)
Biological process (GO): protein quality control for misfolded or incompletely synthesized proteins; protein targeting to peroxisome; protein processing
Cellular component (GO): peroxisomal matrix
Molecular function (GO): ATP binding; serine-type endopeptidase activity; ATP-dependent peptidase activity
Source: RefSeq, a predicted model, not a curated record
CCUGUCUAGCCUCAUCCACCUCAUCAUGCCUCAAUCCCUACCUCGGCAUGAUCAAGACUUCCGGUAUCGACCUAGCAUCUCGCAGGUUCUAUGACCAUUCGACAAUGCCUUCCGAAUAGGUAAUCAACUCUCCGGAUUAUCAUAAACGACAAGUCGCCCACUUUCCCCGCCCAGAUCCAUUUCCUUCACCUUCCAUCCGUCCUGCACACCAUGGGUUACACCGCGAAGGCAACCAUCCCUCUCAUCCCUCUCGCAAGGGACUCGGUCCUCCUGCCUGGAGUUACCCUCCGGAUCUCUGUGUCGAAUCGAGCCGAUAUACCUCUCCUCCUCUCAUCUGCAUUCCAACGAGCCACCAGAUCAAGGGGCGGGACUGCGUCACUUCCUAUCGGCUGCGUUCCUAUUAACUCGCCUUACCUGAGCGCCGAUGGCAGAGAGCUGCUGGAUAGUUCAGAGAAAGAGAGCAGCAGCCACAUUGAACAUGAAGUCGACCCUGGCAGUGCAGCCAAGAAAGACUUGUUCAAGUAUGGAACUCUGGCAAAGAUCAUUGGAGUACAAGGAACCUCCAACGCCGACCCAUACCUCGUAGUUGAAGGAGUUCAGAGGUUCAGAAUAGACAGGAUUAGGCACGAGAAGCCCAACUUCGAAGCUGAAGUCACCUUCUACGAGGACGAAGUUCCCGACCUCAAUGACGGAGACCUCCGCGCCAGCUUCACGCGGCUGAAGCAGCGAUCCCGCGAGCUGCUCACUCUGCUUCGCCUCUCGUCUCUUUUCCGACCAGCCUCUCUGGUUCUCUCCCCACUGAUUGUCCGCCGCUUCGAAUUAUUCAUCGCAAAGAAAGAUCUUUCACAAGCUGGACAAUUGGCGGAUUUUAUGACAGACAUUGUGGAAGCAAGCUAUGAAGAGAAGCUUCGUAUCUUGAGUACACUGAAUCUCCACGAGAGAUUGGAGCGCGUCCUUGCCCUGCUUAACAAGCAGAUUGCAGGCAUCAAUGGGAACAUCAAGAUCACCUCAAUAACGUCAACCUCUCUCCCGUCGAACAUAGGCGUGGACAUAUCCGACCUCAACCAGAGCCAGCGUGAAGCGUUAGCAAAAAGGGCUAUGUCCGGCCUGAAUGGUAUGCCCCCUUUCGGCAUGCCUGGGGCACGAGGUGGCGGGGAUGACGAGGCCAACGAGGUCAACGAAGUGGAGGAACUAAAGAAGAAGGUGGCAGAGGCGGGUCUGUCGCCUGAAGCCCAAAAGGUCGCCGAGCGCGAAUUGAAGCGUCUUAAGAAGAUGAACCCCGCCAAUGCAGAGUAUGGCGUUAUCCGGACCUACGUGGAGAACUUGGUCGAGAUUCCAUGGACAAAAGUCACAGACGAGCACUUGGGCGCCGACACUCUGGCUCGCGCUCGCAAACAGCUCGAUGACGACCACUACGGUCUCGAAAAAAUCAAGAAGAGAUUGCUGGAAUAUUUGGCUGUCCUGAAGCUCAAGCAAUCUGUCAACGCUGAUGUUGACCAACAAAUAGCACGACUCACCAAGCAACUUACUCCCUCUCAAGAAGGUGAAGAACGCGAAGUCGAGCAGAUUCCAGACACGGAGAAAGAUGCUGCUACGGCUAAGUUACAUGUACUCAAGUCAAAGAGAAUGGUUGACAAGUCACCAAUUCUUCUUCUCGUUGGCCCGCCCGGGACUGGCAAAACGUCACUCGCAAAGUCAAUUGCGCUGUCUCUGGGUCGCAAGUUCCACAGAAUCUCCCUUGGUGGUGUACGGGACGAGGCAGAGAUCAGAGGCCACAGACGAACCUACGUUGCCGCCAUGCCUGGUCUAAUUGUCAGUGGCUUGAAGAAAGUUGGGGUUGCAAACCCCGUUUUCCUGCUUGACGAGAUCGACAAAGUCAGCACGAAUAACUUCCACGGAGACCCAUCAGCUGCCAUGCUCGAAGUUCUCGACCCAGAGCAGAACCACAGCUUCAAUGAUCACUAUGUUAAUAUCCCCAUCGACCUCAGCAAGGUCCUCUUCAUUGCCACCGCCAAUUCUCUGGACACGAUUCCUGCACCACUUCUCGACCGUAUGGAAACCAUUCAACUCUCGGGCUACACCACGAUCGAGAAACGCCAUAUAGCCAAGCAGCAUCUCAUCCCCAAGCAAAUCCGCACAAACGGACUAUCAGAGGGAGAAGUCGUCCUUCCCGACAAUGUGGUCGACACCAUCAUCACCUCUUACACACGUGAGUCUGGCGUGCGCAAUCUCGAACGUGAAAUAGGCUCGGUGUGCCGGUACAAGGCCGUGCAAUACGCUGACGCCCGCGACGCGGGCGACAUGAACAAGUACAACCCGACCGUGACUGUAGACGAGCUCGAAGAGAUUUUGGGAAUCGAACGGUUCGAGGAAGAGAUCGCGGAGAAGACCUCACGCCCCGGCGUCGUCACGGGCCUCGUGGCGUAUUCGUCCGGUGGCCAGGGGAGCAUUCUGUUCAUCGAGGUCGCCGAUAUGCCGGGCAAAGGCCGCGUCCAACUCACCGGCAAAUUGGGCGACGUCCUAAAGGAGUCCGUCGAGGUUGCGCUCACGUGGGUCAAAGCGCAUAGUUACGAUCUCGGCCUGACGCACGAUCCACACGAGGAUAUCAUGGAGAAGCGUGCUAUUCACGUACACUGUCCGGCGGGUGCGGUUCCAAAGGACGGGCCCAGUGCCGGGUUAGCGCACACGAUUGCACUCAUCUCGCUGUUCAGCGGGAAGAGUGUGCCGCCGCAGAUCGCGAUGACGGGCGAAGUCAGCCUCAGAGGACGUGUCAUGCCAGUCGGUGGGAUCAAGGAAAAGCUGAUAGGGGCCCAUCGCGCCGGUGUCAAGACGGUGCUUUUGCCCGCGCAUAACCGCAAGGAUGUCAAGGAUGUGCCGGACGAGGUCAAGCGGGAGAUGGACAUUGUUUAUGUCAAGCACGUCUAUGAAGCAUUGCGGCAUAUUUGGCCAGACUCGCAAUGGGCGUCGGAUAGCCACUUUGCGGAGGUCGAGAGUAGGUUGUAGUGUAAGCGAUACGUGGCAGAGGGCGGCGAUGUGAGGAAUAGGGUGUUAGCGAGCGUCCUUUUUGGCCUCAUCUUGGGUAUAAUCGUAUCAUAUUCUGCUUCGCUUAGCUUUGCUGCCCUAUUAAGAGUCCAUGCCGCUUCUUGCAUUCAUUUGGUCAGGAGGGAUUUGGGGAGCUUUAUAUGGUUUAAUCAUCUUUCUCCC